AUGCCGGCCAUCACCCUUCUCCUCCCCCUUCUCGCUCUCUUCACUCUCCCCUCCCUCCCAACCACCAACGCCCAAGAUGUCCUCGGGCUCAGUACACCUUCCCCAGCUUCAUCCCUGCCUGACGACUCGGCUUCUCCCUCGCCAACUGCUUCUCCCACCGCGUCAGCUACCGAUAGCGCGUCUGAUAGCGGCAGCGCCACGACAGAGUUCGUGAUACCUACCCCCAUGGCGGCGCAUGAAGUUUAUACGAGCAAGGAAGGGGAUACUUGUGGGAGUUGGGGAUGUGGGAAAGAGAUGAAGUCUGACGACGCAUCAAAGUACUACCCCGCCGUUUCUUCCUGGGCCUACUCUUCUAUGGCGUGCGGUUAUGGGUACUACAAGAAUGCCGACUCGUCCAAGUGUGAGAAGGGCAGUUGGUAUAGCAUGGACGGGUGUUACGAGACUACUAUCAUCCAGCAGACGACUUCUAUCAUUGAGGAUUGUUAUGCGUCUACCAAGACCAAGACUGUCACCGAGACCAAGGAGUCUGUGUCUACGAUGACGGUCGACAACACUGUCACUGAGACAAAGAAGGAGACUAUGACGGUCACGGCAACCGCUACUUCUACCAAAGUGGAGGCUACCACCGCUCGGGAGACUGAAGUCCGCAAUGUCACUCAGACGCAGGAGAAGAUUGUCAAGGAGACCGAGGUCCAGACGUCGUUGGUCCAGAAGAACUCGACCAUCACAGCGACCAAGACCGACGUUGUCAAACAGACCGAAACGGCUACUUCUUUGGUCACCAAGAACUCGACUGUUACGGCUACCCAGACGGACAAGGAGACUAUCAAGAAGACCGACACUGCCACGGCCACCGUCGUCAACAAUUCCACCAUUACAAAGCAAGUCUCGACCGACGAGAAGACGAUCAAAGAGACCGCAACGCUCGAUGUGACCCAGACCAAAGAAGUCGAUGUGACCAAGACCAAAACAGACGUACAAAUUUCUACCCAAAAAGAGACGCAUCAGGUCACCAAAAAUCAAACCAUCGACAAGACUAUCAAAGAAACUGCAACACUCACGGCUACUGCUACAGAAGUAAAGAACCAGACUUUGACGGCAACCCAGAAAGAGACCGCAACGAAAGAAGUCAAAGUCACGCAGACCGCUGUCCAGACACAAACAAAGACGGUCAACUCUGUCUCUGUCAACAAUGUCACCGCCACGGCUACGGCCACUACCACCCUCAAAGAGACGGUCAGCGAAAAAGUCACCCAGCUUCAAACCAGCACCGUCGAAAAAACGCUGGUAUCCACCGCCACCGCCACAAAGACCGAGACCGAAACUUCCACCGCCGACUCUACAGCCCUCUCCAGCUGUCAAGCCAGCUGUUCCUACAAAUGGUCCAUGGCCACCUCUAGCUCCAAAGCAUCCUCCUCCGAUUCGAGCUAUGGUUCAUCCUACGAUUCCGGCUCUGACAGUUCGUCCUAUGACAACUCAUCCGACUCGAAAGAUGGGAGCUCGUACUAUAAACGGAGUAGUGCGGCUGGGGCGGGCAAGGUGAAGGGGAGUCCGAUGGCUACUGCUCGACACCGACGGUCUGGUGGGGUCUUCUAA
Cryptococcus wingfieldii CBS 7118 is the source of this 1596-nucleotide messenger RNA. RefSeq lists its product as hypothetical. NCBI's taxonomy places the organism in Eukaryota, Fungi, Basidiomycota, Tremellomycetes, Tremellales, Cryptococcaceae. Bases 1 to 1596 code for a protein of 531 amino acids. The transcript has 14 exons. The record is from RefSeq and is a predicted model, not a curated record.